CACCUCCGCUGGUCCCCGCGCGUCGAGCGACAAGCUGAGGAGCACGUCCGGCGUGCGUUCGGGUUCGGGGACAAGGCGCCCCUGCCGCAGUACGUCGCCGUCCACAUACCACGCUGCGGCGCGACCCAGUGUGUUCCGCCCGUCUCCGAGCUCGAGAGGCUCGUCAGCUCAAUCUACGCCUCCCUCAUCGCCUCCCAGACGCUCACCGGCCCUUCGCUCGUCUUCGUGCUCUCCGAGUCGCCACUGCGGCCCGCAUGGCGCGCGGCGGCGAGCGCGCUCGCCUGGAUCAUCCUCGACGCGGCCUCGCCGCCCGUUGACGCCGCGGUGCUCUCCGGCGCGAUCGGAUACGUGGGCGUGCUGGGCGCGGGGGCCGUGCAGGAGGUGGGUGUCGCGAUGGCCGCGCGGCGCGUGCGCGAGUGGCGGGGCGGCGUCGUGCGUAUGCACCAGCUCGAGGGCGCCAGUGCGGAGUUUGCGUAG
Messenger RNA from Epithele typhae, 477 nucleotides. RefSeq lists its product as uncharacterized. NCBI's taxonomy places the organism in Eukaryota, Fungi, Basidiomycota, Agaricomycetes, Polyporales, Epitheliaceae. The transcript is spliced from 3 exons. The annotation marks the transcript as partial. The record is from RefSeq and is a predicted model, not a curated record.